This is a messenger RNA of Aplysia californica (California sea hare), 10836 nucleotides long. RefSeq names its product membrane-associated guanylate kinase, WW and PDZ domain-containing protein 1. Gene Ontology annotation, molecular function: protein binding. Gene Ontology annotation, cellular component: cytoplasm. Gene Ontology annotation, biological process: signal transduction. NCBI's taxonomy places the organism in Eukaryota, Metazoa, Mollusca, Gastropoda, Aplysiida, Aplysiidae. The record is from RefSeq and is a predicted model, not a curated record.
GCAUUCCACCCCCAGGGAAAGGCAAGAAACAUCUCAAACCGUCCCGGAGCUUCAAUGAUGAGCAAGGAGAUCACCCCAACUCUCCUGGGGCCUACUUCUUUAACAGCCAAGAUCAAAACUAUGCAGAGCACUUAGACGAGAGUUUUGCUAGCAAUGGUGGCGGUGACGUCAGUGUGGGUGGUCGCGUGGACAACUCCAUCAUGACCAGCAGUGUCCCCGAGGAGGAACACGAGGAGGAGGAGGAGGAGGAGGAUGAUGACCCCGAUGACGUGGACGGCAAGAUGCGGAGCAAACACGACGCCAACAAACCGCGGCCCAAGACUCCCUCUGACAGCAGCCGCUCCAAGACGCCCACGCGGAACUAUAACGCUCAGCAGCAAGGCUACAUGGACAUGGGGCGGCGAGAUUACGCCGACGCCGACGGCCGACCGCCACUGGGUCCCAGCCGCCCUGACUUCUUCCCGCGCUACGACCCGCGGUACCGCGGCGCGCCUCCUCCGCCCGGCGUCGGAGAUCCUUUCCAGCGCUCUUACUCGUCUUCCACCGCCUACCCUUCCAUGCACAACCACGUCGCCGCCGACGACCGCUGGGGUUACGGCGGCCGCGACGUGAAGCCGGGACAGUUCCGCAGCCGGACGCCCGGCCCUGAGAUGAUGGCCCGCGGGGGUCCCGGCCCGGACUACAUGAACAGCCGGACGGACAUACACCGGCCGAAAACGCCCACAGCGGCGGAUAUGCGCGGCAGCAGCAGCAACGGCAAGCCGCCCAUGCCGGCCUCGCACCCGUCACAGCCUUACGGCAGCGAUUUCAGGACUAGCGGGCGGUUCACGCCGAACCCUUCUUCGGAACAGGGCCGGCAGUACAGGCCGCCCUACCAGGACUACGGCCGCAAUUGGCCUGACUUCUCCUCCCCCACGUCACAGCGGCGCUACGAGCCGUUCGAGAACCCGUCGCUCAAUCGGAGCUACGCCGGCGAGUUCCCUCCGCGCCACCCGUUCCCCUCUGCCGGCGGCGGUGGAUUGACGCCUGGCGGCCGGCCCGUGCGGCAGAGCACGUCGUUUGAGAGCGAGAACCCCGCGCCCAGCAGCAUCACGCGCGUCCCGCGGCGCCCGCCGCCACACCCCGCGUCAUCGCUCCCGGGACAGCAGCCGGCGCGCUCCCAGAGCAGGGGUCUGGAGGAGAACGUUCUGGAGACAACGGUCACGCUACACAGACAGGAGAGCGGCUACGGAUUCCGCAUCAUCGGCGGCACGGAGGAGGGCUCCCAGUCAGGGCUCCAUGCCCCAGUACCCGUAUGACGUUGUCGUGUCCCGGAGAGAGAACGAGGGCUUUGGCUUCGUCAUCAUCUCCUCCGUCAACAAGUCCGGGGCCAGCGUGGACGAAUAUAUCGAUGGCCAUGACCCACAUCAGGCCUCAGAGAAAGCGCUUCUCUGCCCCUGGAUCGGCCAUAUCCAGGAGAACAGCCCAGCUGCCCGGUGUGGUCGUUUGCAUGUGGGUGACCGGAUCCUGGCGGUGAAUGGGGUGGACACGUCCAACAUGCACCACAAGGAUGUGGUCAGCCUGAUCAAAGACUCUGGCUUCUCCGUGGCUCUCACUGUGGGGCCUCCUCCUGAUGACAAUUCAAGCACAACAUCCCAACGGAGCUCUCAAGGAUCAGCAGGAGACAGACCAGAUGUGUCGGGAAACAUUCUCUCUUGGGAAAGAAAUCAGCCAGGCAUGGCCGGUGGUUUGGGCAGACCCAGAGCACCUAGCAACCAGGGCUCUGACGACAGCGGGGAGAUCUACCAAGUGGAACUUCACCGCGGCUCUCGGGGCUUCGGCUUUUCCAUCCGCGGAGGACGCGAGUUCAACUCCAUGCCUCUGUUUGUGCUGCGCAUCGCAGACGGUGGGGCAGCGGACAUGGAUGGACGGCUGCGUGUCGGGGACCAGAUUCUAGAGAUCAACUCUUUCAACACGGACAGCAUGACGCACACAGAGGCCAUCGAGAUCAUUCAGAACGGGGGACCGUCCGUCAGGCUGCUCAUGAGGAGGACCAACAAACCACCGCCCAUUUUUGAGGGUCCCCCGUCCUCCCCCACUGGCCUGUCCCCCGGCAGCCUAUUCCCUCCCAACAUCCCAGCUGUGCCCAACGGUCCCAUCAGUCACAGUUCACCGCACAUGGCCAGACGACAGCUGCAGCAGCAACAACAGCAGCAGUCGCUGCCCCCACCACCACCAGAGCUGCAGAACGACGACUACUUCAGCAACUACCCUCCCCCGCCACCGCCACCAGCAGCAUCAUCGUCGUUGUCGUCGUCCAUGCCUCCCCCUCCUCCGCAGCAGCAGCUGAGGUUCAACAACUACUGAAGGGCUGCUGUAGCUUAGGAAUAUGUUAUAUAUGUGGAAUAGGACAGUUAGUACAUGCUGUAAGAACUGUAUGUGUGAGGGUGCGUGUGUGUGUAGAAGAGUGUGUGUUUGGGUGGUUGGGUGUGUGUGUGUGUGUGUAAGCCAAUUUUUUUUGUGGGGGAGAGUGUAUUUCGACACGUUUUUGUGUGAGCAAGCGCUUUUGAAUGGUAUUCAAAGAGUUCCAUUUGUCCGUGCAAAUGAAUGUGUAUAUGUUCUUUGUUGGUGUUCCCGUCUGUAGAUAAAUCCUUGUUGUCCUUGAAUGUAAUGUAAACAGUGCCUUGUGCAGUCUCUCUGCCUAGUCUGUGACUCAGUUUGUAGUGCACAGGUAGACUCUAGUACAAACAAGUGUACCCACAGUUUUAUCAUGCACAUGCACAUUGUUUUACUGACACUCUCAUGCACACACACACACACACUCACACACUUUGAAGCAAACGCACACAUGCUCCAGGACAUACUACACAUACAGUCAUGUAUACAAACGUACUUGAGAACACACAUAAAGUGACGCACACUCACUCCCACAUUUUACCACACAACCCAACUCGCACAUCUUUGUCCUUAUCUCUGACUGCCCCUGCAUUCCUUCAGUGUCAUUGAACAAAAAGUUUACAGAAAUACAUUUACUGAAAUUUAAUAUAUUUGCUUCUGUUGAAGAUGUAUUUCAGUGGGAAUUUGGGUCCCCCAGCCGAACUUUACAGAAUACAUUGCUUUUUUUAAAAACUGUUUAUCUUGUUCCUUGGUUGAUGAACUGUUCAUUUCAGUCUGCCUCUCUAUUUCGUUUAUUUAUAAGAGGUUGUGAAAGUGCGGUGGAGGCAAAACAGCAUUACCAAGGGGAUCUACCAGCAAUUUGGUGUGAAUCGAGAUCUUUUACAGUUACUGAUCAUUUUACUUAUAGUCCUUGUGCAAACUGUCCUUGUUCUCUUUUUGUUUCUUCUUAUUUUAUUUAUUUAUUUGUAAUAGAUGUCUCCUAUUGAUGAUGUUGAUUUUUCUGGCGACGGUAGAGAGGCUCUAUUUUUAGACCAAAAAGAUGAGGCAAGUAGAGGUGAUGUUGAAAUUAGUAUCCAAGCAAAGUAAAUCUCUGCUGUAUUGUUGUACUUCUGUGCAGAUGCGCUCUAUGCAGUUUUCGGUUGGUAAAAUAAAAGUGCUUUUUUUUGUUAAUCCCCUCUGAUGGAAGCGAGUUUGAGUCGCAAAUGGGAAGAUAUUUUAAAUCCAGUCUGUCAGUUUAUCUGCAGUAAUGUUGUGUCCCUGUCAGCCUUGAUUAGCUUUCGGAGCAACCUUCUUCCUAAAUAAUUAUAAUUUUUCUGUGGAAUUACAUUUCUUGUUUUACAAUCUCCUGUGGAAGGUUCACACGUUCUCAUGUUCAACAGUUGUGACAUUAUCAGUGAAUAUAUAAGACCACAUGGAGAAAUUUCCACAUUUUUUACCUUUGUUAGUGAUGUGUCCUUUGUCACUCUACUUACAGAUUUGGUUGUGAGAAAAGAUGUGUUUAUUCUAAAAGGUGGGGUUUUUUUAUCUUGAUGUCAAAGGCGAAAAGAAAAUGUUUCAAGUCGUUCAUGGUUCACAGUCUGGCAAAAUUUGACCACAAAAUUAUAAGGGCCGAAAGUAAUUUUUGGGAAUGAGAAAAAAAUAUUUGCUUGAUCGCUCACUUUAUGUGGAACAUUGGGGUGGUCAGGGCUGAUUGACUCUUCAAUGAUCAAAUGAUACUGGCAGAUCAGCGGAUUUCCAUAAAAGUUCUUCCUUAAUGUCUGUUGAGCCUUUAUUAAAUGCUUUAUACUUUUGGGGGUAUUGGGGUGGCCUUUUACCAGCAAUUGCUGUUUCAAUAUUGAGUGGGUGGUUGGUAAAUGCUCUGAUGUGUUCUAUUGCUUCCUCUUCUGUCAGUGUCUCCAUUGUCCUUUUCUUUUUCUAAUGACUUGUAGCCAUUGUCAGGUGGACAGGUGCACUACAAGCCUGUACCAGUAUCAUAGACCUUUGACCUUAAGAGAAACAAACUGUAAUAAAGGAAAUAUUGGGUCUUUCUCUUCGGACUGGAUUUUUAAAUAAAUACUGUAGAAAAUGUCUAAGACAACUGCCCAAUGUUGAGGUGGAAAGCGUUUGUCUCUUAGAGCAGGUUCGACUGUAUAACCCUUGUGUACAUGUGUUUGGUUGGUCAGGAGAGUCAAGAAAUGACAGGCAGUGCGUGGUCGAGGUUUGCAUGUGCCAAGUCAUCGUCUGUCCCGUAUACCCUGUAGACCCACCGAAAGUGUACAAAAACUUGUGUGCGGCAAAUGCAGAGUUGGCGAUAUUCCUAGUGUGUCUGACUGUCUCUGCUUUGUAAAGUUUGUACAUUUUUUCUCUGCUUCAUAUUCCCGACUAUACAUAAUUUUAUCGACUGUGACAGUGAAAGUUUUGUGCAGAGAACACUAGUUUAAUUUUAUUUCCCCCUUGUAGAUUGUCACUGUGUUAUAAUGAACAUUGUCUGUUGUUGUUUAUAAACUGAAUUUGAACAAUUCUAUGAUGAUGGGUAUGGUAUUUUAGACUCAGGAAUUUUCUCAGCAGCCUGACGUGUGAUUGGUCACAAUGACCUCGCUGAAAAAUGUUGUCCUACUCGUGACCUUGACGUUGGAUUGAGGUCAUACGUAUGUAGACUUACGCAGAUAGUUUUGUUAUGAGUACUGUUGUGAGCUUGAGUCUUGUUUUGUUUUUGUGGGAAAAUAUUUCUCCUUGCCAGCAGCACAGGUGGAUGUGGUUUAUUGUUUGGUUCUGUGCCCAAAAUUCAGAAUGAUGUGUACAGUCUGUUAGAAGUGGUUAUUCACUCCAUCCGCACAUUUCUCGGAUAGGUGAGCUUUUGGAGCUGCUUAUUUUGAAGACAUAAAGAUUAUGUUGUGAUAGAAUUUGAAAGUAAAAUAGCUUUCUAUUUUGAGAGAAUUGUAAAUUGUCUAAAUUGUGUCGAUGGGGACUUAAAAUAUCUACAUUUAUCUAGGGAACGACAUUUGGUUAGUCCAUGCCUAGUACUCCGAAUGCCUCCCCCCCCCCCCUCCUUUAAUUAUGGGUCCCCGUGCUUCAGGUCUUGCAGUAACUUACUCGCCUCGCAUGUGUUUAUUUUUCUCUCAAUGUAUUGACACUGGUAGUUUUUUUUCCUGUUUUAAAUACAGUCAUUCCAAACUAAUGAGUCUAUGACGUUACUUAAUUCCAAGUGGUUCCUGCAUUUGUUUUUAUCUUUGAGCUAUUUCUCCUUGAUCAUGAUGAAGAAAGAUUCAAAAGAAUAUCCACAAAACUUCUUUUUGAAGGGAAUGGGAUGAAAGAGAGAAAGUACAGUGGGAAAGAAAUUGUUAAAGAACUAAUUGACGUUUUUCAUAAAGGCUUUGGUUGUGGUGGAGAGAUUGAACAAGUCUGUACACAUCAUCUCGUGAACAUUGUGAUUUUAUGAAGAUGCGAGUCACAGUUUUUGUUGCUUUUAAUAAUGUACAGUUGACCUUAUUGUAUUUUUUCACUUGAAAUGUUGUAGUUGUAUGGAGAAAGAGGUCCCAGGUUGAUAAGGUGAUGGUAUUGGGCACUAACUGAUCAAGUCUGACAUUUACUUCGGUUUUUUAGAAUUCUAAAUCUAUUUAUGAAUAAAUACUGCAAAAAAUGUCUAAGACAGCCGCCCAUUGUAGAGGAGGAAAGUGUGGGUCUUUUAGAGCAGGUAGUUUUAUCGUAGACGAGGGCAUGUCAACUUUUUUAUAUCUAACACCUAUUUGGCACCUUUUGGAGGUUGAAAUUCUCAAAUCGUCCACCUACAUGUAUAUCCAAAUGGGCCAUUAAUUAAUAGCAGGUGAUCCUCUUUGCCCAUAAAUAGAACCAAAUCUUUCUUUUCUGUUGAAACAAGAAUAAACUGUUGAAAUUAUUAGAGGCUGGAUGAGAAAAUCUCAAGAUAGUAGAGAAGCCUCUACACAAGAAAUUUAUGUUGUAUGUUUCAGGCAAGAUGUGGUUUGUUAGUCUCUCAGUCUGUGUUUGUGUGUUUGGGCUCACGAGCAUGUGCAGUCUGUGCGUACGUGCUUGGGUGUGCAUGUGAAAGAAAGAUUUUGUGCCCGAAAUGUCCAAUGUGAAUUUCAUGCGAUGAGGCUUUUACGCAACCCUUCUUGUGAUGUUGAAAUGAGCGUUUCUGGACUCUGCAACAUUGUGCCCAACCCUGUCUAUUUUAUUGCAACCAACCCCUAUCUAUUCUCAGAGAUGAACGUAGAAAGUUCCUUCAUGGUAUCUGUCUUUGUGGAGCUGAGCUUCCUCCUGCAGAGAGCUCCCACUUUGUGUCUCGUCAAUGCAUUUUUUGGGUGGACCGUCCGAGUCACACAGCACUGUUUAUACACGCACGAAUACAAAUACACAACUUAAAGCUAUGCAGAUCAACAAUUGUUGGAGACUGGACCGGUCGAGCCCAGAAAGUAAUAAUUUGUGUCUUAUGAUGCGGCUGUAAAUGCUUGACAUACUUUUUUACAUUACUAUGAUGUGUAGUAUUUGGUACAAGAAUUCUUUGCUGCUUUUUUUUUUUUGGUCUCCUGCUGCCCGUGGUAUGUGGGCAGCCUCUGUGAUAGCUUGGCAAGCUUUUUCUUACUCAAGCGGCUGUUAGCUGGACGUUUGCUGCCAAUUUUUGUAGUGUGUUCACGAUGUGAGUGAUUGAAGCUGGAAGUCCUGUCAUGUUGUCACACAAGGUAGAAAUAGUUGUUAUGCGCAGAAAUCAUGCUGUAGAGUGUGGAAAUGCGCUAAAUAAAUGCAAUUAUCAUUAUUAUAAGGUCAAGGGUCUUAUACAAUUGUUUGUUUACCUAUGGGGUUUUGGUCUGAAUAACGUCUGGGACGCAAAUUGAACCUUUCGACUUUUAAGAAAAUCAUAUCGUCUGUCCUCCCUAUCACAUUAUGGCCAUACUGAACAUUCUAUUUCUCUCAUUCUUCCCCGUCCACAAUAAAAAAAGACCCUAAACAUUACACAGACACCAAACAUGCUUCUUCUUAAUCAUAGUAUACCAUUCUCCUCUUCUUGAGGCCUAUAUUUGUGAUUCAAUGACUUAUGACCUUUCACUAGUGCAAAAACGUAAUUCCUUCUAUCUCUGUAGUUCACAGCCACUCUUAUGCAUGUUCUGUGCCUCUCUUUGUUGGUGUAUCUCUCGCAUACAAAGGAUCACUCGUAAACAUAGAUGCUCAGUGAACUCUCUUGUAUGGUCUGCCUCUUCCUCUCCUUUUCAGUGUUUCUAUCCCCUGAACUAGUCCUGGAGAGAUGUGACCGUUGUCAUGGUGACUUACGGUGAAGCACAAUUGAAUUCAACAAAGCAGCUCGUGAAAAAAACAACCUCUCAUAGUAGUUCAGGCUGAUAUUUUCUCCACAAAAAGUUUUCGUCCCCACCGGAGCUCAAAAGGAGGCUCAAAAAGCAUACAGGGCUAUUUCUUGCUGGAGCUUGGAAUAAAUAGAUUUACCCAAUAAUUGGUAGUUCAGUAAAGAGUUUUUACUUGAAUUCUACCCUUCAGUUUUCUUUCAGUGUGAAAGAUAACUGCAAAUAUUUCAACUAUUCAAUGCCUUUCUUGCCUUGGACCAAUUUAUUGAGGAGCAGUACACCAGUGUUCUUGGGGUCAGCGAAGGUAAUAUCGUUCAAACUUUGACGUCUCUUUCUCUCAAAAUAGUCGUCUUUGAAAAACAGCAACUUGAUCUUGUUGUCGUUUGUGACUUUAUCCACCAAUUUCCCUGAUUUUUUAUUCUGGUAUUUAUUAAAUCCUUUACAGAAAUGACAUGAUCUUAAUUGUAUGGAUGGGGAUGCUGAAAACACCUACUUAAAGAAAAACACUACAAAGAUACAGAGAUGAUGACAAAAAGUGGAACUCAACCAGUUUUUGCAGUCAUUUAGGUGACAUCUUGUUAGUUGAUUAGGAUGACUUUUGACCUGAGCUGAGCCCCUCCUGUACAUAUCACAGCGCCCUGUCAUGGUUGUCACUGGCUGUAAUAGAACACAUUUUGCUGUCGCACGCCGUGGUCAAGACGAUGAAUGAAGCAAACGUGCACUUCUUCAUAAACAACCCCUACCCCCACCAAUAUAUUUAUUCGCGUACCCUCUUUGUUGGUUGGAUUUUUUAAGGGAGGGGGGGGGGCGGGGGGGCUUAAAUUUCCAGUGACCUAAGGGGUGUAUGAUUUUCACUGGGUUUUGUUUAAGGUUCAAUUAUGUGUUUGUUUUGUGCAUGUGUUUGAAUGUGGGUGGGGCAGGGGGGUGAUUAUGAAAAAAAUUACAACCUAUGGAUAAGAGAAUUAUGGUUUUUACUACAGCAUACUGUGGAGAAUAAGUCUCUGGUAUUUAGUUUUCCUACUUGAAGUGCCUUUCUUUUUCACAAUGAUUCUCACUAUUCUUUGUUGGUUUUGUUUGUUUUUUUUGUUUUUUGUUUUUCUUCAAUUUUUUUUCUUUAAGAAAACCCUUUUUGUUUCUCGUGUGCAUGCAUCCUUUUUUUAUCAUUGAUACUUUUCUUUUGUAAACCUACGAACAAAUGACUUUUAUCUUCCUUUUGUAACUGUACAUUUCCUAUACGGUUCUACAGUAUUAGAAGAGAACUCGGAUUGUAUUUCAUUUUUCUUGGUUAUCUUGAUCAGCCUGUGGGUGGGACUAUAUGUGAGGCAGAAAUGUGGGGAGAAGUUGUGUGAGUGUGAGCGAGCACAAGGGUGUAUGGGUGUUUGUGUGUCUAGAGAAAUUUGAUAGUGUGUACAUACUGACGUGUCCUGAUAUGUAUGGGUGUGUCUGUUUGUGUAUUUGUGUGCUAAAGAAUGUGUUGUUUGUAUGAAUAUGUACAGAGGUAUGCCUUUAUCUAUAUGGUACUGUAUGUAAUGAACCUUCAAGUGCCAAGUCAUGCCAAGCCAAGUCCACUCUUGUCUCGUAUAUUUAGAUUUGCCUCUGAAUUUUCGUUAAGCCUACUGGGAAACAUUUUAGUUUUUGCCUCCAGAAGAUGUGUUGAAAUAUCUAGAAAGAUGUGUUGAAAUAUCUAUUAGGGGAGGCGGUAGGGAUGACUAUUUUUUGGAAAUGUUUUGACCCUUUUGAAAGAAACAGUUGUUAGUGAGUGAGUGGAACAACGUUAUUAUCUGACCAUUUUUGAAUAUACAAGUAUGAGUUUAUGGAGAUUGUAUAGUCUCUUUGGGGAAAAAAAUCGGGCUGAUUUCAUACAUGUUUAAACACUAAAAUACAUGUUUAAAGAGAUAUGUGUGUUUAACAAUGCUUGCAAAGUCGGAAAUAUACAGUUUAAAAAGAGAUUUUUAUUGUAAAAGAUCUUAACUGGUCAUGGUUUUAGAAUGUGUCUGCAACUAUAGAUGGUGUUGCUUUAUAGUUGUUUCAGUCUUUUGCCAUUGAUUUUGUCAUGUUGUCGUAGAACUUUUGCUUAUUCUUCUCUUAUAUAUUAUUUCCGUUUUAUUUUAGCAGUGUCAUUUGGAUUUGGUAAUGUACGGUACUAAGUAAGUGCCAAUCGUAAAUCAUCUACUUAAACUUACACUUCAGGAUUCAGCCAUUGUGUUAACAGUCACUUCAUCUACUGUUUUCUUUUACCUUUGCUAUUUGGUCCGGGGGGGGGGGGGGGGGGGGUUAAAAAAUGAAGUGGUACUGACAAAAAUUUUGUCCUCCAUUACAGUCUUCAUUUGUUCUCCAAAAACAAGGUUUCAAGCUGAACAGAUGCUUUGCAAAACGCAUGUCUGUCUUCGGUUGAUGCUCUCAUCAAUUGGUUUGUUUUUGUUUUGUUUUUUAAUUUAAAUUUUAAAUCUGAAAAUUUUAUAUUUUAAACUUGUAAAGUAAUUUGUUUUAAUGCCUUUUAUUUUUUUCUAAUUUGACAAAGGCUGUGUUGUGUUGACAAACAGUCUUGUGUGUUGUGGUGGAUGGACUAGGUGUGUUCUGUCUUGUGUUGCCGUUGCAGAAAGUUUUGUUGGUCGUGCUGGUGGUUUUGGCUUAAGGGUGUGAGGUCGUGGACCACAUUGUGUCGGGACUCUGUUGUGAAGAUGGAUGCCAGAAAGAAUACAAUUCCGGUGGUUGACUAUUUAAUAAUCAAAAAUGUGUUUGACUGAUGAUGCAACAUGUUUUAUUUUUGCCAUGUUGUUGUUUUGUUGUUGUUGUUGGGUUGUUGUUGUUUUUUUUUGGGGGGGGGUUGUAAACGUGAGACACACAUGUUUGUAGCCUUAUUUGUUACCAAAUACUGAUCACUAUUUAAUGUGUGUGUAUGCCUGAGAUUAUACAAUGCCUUUGUGUGUGCGUGUGUGUAUAUGUGUGCGUUUAUGAAUGUGUGUGUGCAUGUCAGUUUUUGUGUGUGCGUGUGCAUGUGUGUAUGCCCAUGUGAGUACAUUGUCACAAGAUAUGUCCAGUUGGAUUGUGCAUACCAAAUGCCCAGACUUAUCUCCCCUCAUUAUUUUAACCAUAUUUGUAUAGGUCUUGUAUAUAAUCAUUUACAUUAUAAAUCACACAAGUCAAUAAAGAAACUAUAUGCUAUAUA